Racocetra fulgida is the source of this 2301-nucleotide messenger RNA. NCBI's taxonomy places the organism in Eukaryota, Fungi, Glomeromycota, Glomeromycetes, Diversisporales, Gigasporaceae. The record is from the annotation of a GenBank genome assembly.
AUGACCACUCAGUUAGCACUUCUUGAAGCUGAUGGUCAAUAUGAACUGGAUGGUGAUGAGUCUGACUAUAUUUCUUCGGUUGCAUCAUCUGAUGAUGAAAGUUGGAAUAAUGUUGUCCCACUUCCAACUAAAUCAAAAUUUACUCCUGUCAUUUUAUCGUCACCCUUUCCAAGUAAAUUAUUGCAACCGGCUCCUAACGAAAAAGAGGAUCCUGAAUCAAGGAUUCUUAUAAGCUUGAAAGAGCUUGCGAGGUUGGGUUUUCAAAGUGGAAAUGCGUUGCCAUCAGUUUAUGUUACACCAAUGCUUCAUUUCAACCUUGGGUUUGGCGAAACGAUUGCAUCAAAUGCGUGUCUAUUUAUUCAGCCAACUAAACAAAAUCAAUCGCCACCUCCCGUUACUAGAAGCAUUUUUGUGGCAAGGGUGGCAUCACCAUCGUCCACUGAUAGAUCUAUCCAUACAGCAAGCAUCAAUGGACUUAAAAACUGGUUUGAAGAAGCUGAUAGGAUAGUUUGCGAAGGGGAUAUUAUAGCAAUACCUACUGACGAGGAAGCUGCACGGUUAAGACCACAGAAAAUUGAAGGUGAUAUUGAGACAUUAGAAGACAUGGAUAUUGCAACGUCACCAAUCAAUCCUGGAACUGUAGUAUAUUUCAAAAUUUCAGAUAUGAAACGCAAGAAUGCGAAAAUAUGUUCGAAAUAUGGUUAUGGCAUGCGCGUAGAUCAUAAUUGUACUGAAAUGGUUCAAACUGGAAUGGUACAUUCUAAAGUGCCUUUCGUGAAACAUUAUUUGAAUCCCAAUGUUUCGAAUCGAUUAGAUUUAUAUCCAUUUCUAACCUCGUCAGAAACACCUCAGUCUCGAUUUUUCAACCUUAUUUCUUCGUGCCUACAUCCAAGUGCUGUGUCACUUAAUCUCAGCUGUACUGUUCUUUUGCAUGGUCCACGUGGCUGUGGCAAAAAGGCAGCAGUCGAAUGGAUUUCCGAAAGAAUUGGUGUUCAUGUUUAUGAGGUGAAUUGCUUUGACUUUGCGGGUGAAACUGAUACAAAAACAGAAACGUCUCUUCGUUCAAGACUUGAUAAAGCUGUGACUUGUUCUCCUUGUGUGUUAUUAUUACGUCAUAUUGAUGCACUUGCUAGGAAAAGUGCUAUAUUGGAGACUGGUCAAGAACCUACAAUUUCUAUUAUCUUACAAGAAUCUUUUAAACAACUGAUUGAAAAUUUCCAAACUAUUGGAUAUCCAGUUUUAGUAGUGGGUACGACAGGUGAUAUUGAUAAAGUACCUUCCAGCGUGAUUGGUUGUUUUAGGCAUGAAAUUAUUUUCGAAGCUCCAUCCGAGUCAGUAAGAUUAGAAAUUUUAAAGCAAUUGACAAGUGAAACACCGGUCUCUCCGGAUGUUUCGUUAUCAUCACUAGCAACACAAACCGCUGCAUUAGUCGCUAAUGAUUUGGUGGAUUUAGUUGCAAGAGCAGGCUUGGCUGCACUGGAACGCGUAGAAAAUGUCGUGAAAAGAACAAAACAAUCAUUAAAAGAUAUUGAUCUUAUACAUGCAGGAAUUGCUCUAACAGCAGCUGAUUUUGAUGAUGCUCUCGGCAAAGCAAGAGCUUCAUAUUCAGAUAGUAUUGGCGCCCCAAAAAUUCCGAAUGUAACAUGGGAUGAUGUUGGAGGCCUUGCAUCUGUAAAAAAUAAUAUAUUAGAUACUAUACAAUUGCCACUUGAACAUCCAGAAUUGUUCGCUAGUGGCAUGAAGAAAAGAUCAGGAAUCUUGCUCUAUGGACCACCAGGAACAGGAAAAACACUUCUCGCCAAGGCUGUUGCCACCUCAUGUUCUCUUAAUUUCUUUUCUGUAAAAGAAUCAGAAGCUAAUGUUCGACGCGUUUUCCAACGCGCAAGAGAUGCUAAACCAUGCGUAAUAUUUUUUGAUGAACUGGAUUCUGUUGCUCCAAAAAGGGGAGAGAAGGGAGACUCUGGUGGUGUAAUGGAUAGAAUUGUUAGUCAACUUUUGGCUGAAUUGGAUGGAAUGGGGCAAGGUGGUGGGGCAGCAGAUGUAUUUGUUAUUGCAGAAAAAUGUCCAUUUAACUAUACUGGAGCAGAUUUCUAUGCCUUAUGUUCUGAUGCUAUGUUGAAAGCCAUGUCAAGAACGGCUGAGGCAGUAGAAGCCAAAUAUUAUCUAAAUCAUCUCGCAACAUCUGAUGAUAUUCUUGUAGAAGUCACACAAGAGGAUUUUGAGAAAGCUUUGCGGGAACUUAUACCCUCUGUUUCUGAAAAAGAAUUAGAACAUUACCGUAUGGUUACAGUUUUAUCUUAG